Cryptotermes secundus is the source of this 4411-nucleotide messenger RNA. RefSeq lists its product as uncharacterized. The record is from RefSeq and is a predicted model, not a curated record. Lineage: Eukaryota; Metazoa; Arthropoda; Insecta; Blattodea; Kalotermitidae. Bases 174 to 3302 code for a protein of 1042 amino acids. The transcript is spliced from 4 exons.
UCGGCGUCCGUCCGUGUGCUUUGUGUCCCCCAGAAGGGGUCAGACUGAAGCCAGUAGGCACGUGCACUGCUCAGUGAACCGGUGAAAUGCAAACAUCAUGUGGUGCAACACUUCUGUGAAUGAUGCGUGGUGAAAUUCAGUCCCCAUUAUAAGUGAGGACGCUGGUUUCGAACAUGGGGUUUUGGCACUCGAAACCUCAAAAGAAGGACGAGCAGGUGUCAGUGCAACCCAAGAGCAUAGACCCUGAGGAGGCUGUCCUGAACAGGAUCCGGACGACACUGUCUCAGGACUUGGAGACAUUCCUGCUGAACAACAUCCUCCUGUCUGUUCAGUUCUUCGACAACUUCGAGCGGGAAGUGACGACGCUGAGGAAGAGCCCAGCAUCGGAACGUGACGCAGAACGCAACGUGGGCCUAGCAGAGCACCAGCGGCACUGUGUCUCACCAGACCGGCUGUGCGAGGCGGUGAGGCGUCGGGUGCUGUUCAGAACAGAGCAUGGGGAGCGCAGCCACAGCUACGAACCCCUGCACUCACCGCGAGUGUUCGUGGUGCAGGAUAAUGUGGAGGUGGUGGAGCACCGUGAUGCGGCCCUAUACUCCACCGUCGUGGAGACACCCAGCUACCGUUUUACAAUGGAAACAACAACCGACAACAGGCCAGGCUACCUGAAAAUUCGGGCUGAAGAGUUCAUGCUUCCGCACAGAAGACGUACAACGUACGAGAUUAUCAACGAUGAGGACGAAGGUGUAUACACACGCAUUGCCAGUGACAGCCCAGAGUACGCAGACAGCGGCAGAAGCACCGUGGAGGAGCAGAACGGUCAAACUGAGGAGAAUUCUUCAGUCCCUGAAACGUCCGACCUGACAGAAGGUCAUGUCAUGAUGCUGGAGAUGCAAAAGGAAAUUGAAUCUGUAGAGAAAGUGUCAUCAUUCCCCAACACACGCCCGAUACUGACAGAUACGGGGCUGACACAGAGAAGGAACUCAACCAAACGAGUGUUUGGGCCGCAGCAUCCUGACUGUGAUCCUAACAAGGACGCUGGCUUCACACCCACUGAGAGACGCCUGAGUGGCAUCAUACGAGCAUUCAAAUAUGCAGACACACACAUGGCUGAGCAGCGGGAGAAACUCGGCGUCCUCAAAGCAGCGCAGUCCCUGCCGAAUUUGGCUCUUGCAGACAAUGUGAAGACGAGCGACAGUCCGAAGAACAGUGACAGUUCUGGGUAUAAAUCUGAGGGAGGGUUCCCGAGCUACACCAACACAAGUGAGUCAGAGUACGGAUACACCACAAUCACACAGCUCACUACCCCCAGACUGCUGAAGGAGCGUCGUCUCGGCCAUGUCCCCCACAACACCUCUGAGAUUCCCCAGCAAUGCUUCCACGCGACUGAUGUGCCCGUCUAUGACUAUGAUGAUGAUGAUGAUGAUGGUGGUGGAAAUUUCAGGUCCGGGAAGAAGCUCUUCGAGACGCGCUACUACCUUAACUCUAUCAUCUUCAUGAGGGGCUUUGCAGACAUCUUCUCUGAGAAACUUGGAGCAUCAUUGGGUUUCGCCAGUGGACUGGACUCAGCCACCCUACAAGGCACCAAGAUAUACUGUGAUACCAUCCAUGAUGCUCCUGAUUCCAAGCCUGUCAAAAUACGGAACGAGAUCAUCCCCACAAUAUUCUCUGCCAUCUGGCCAAAGGAAGCCCUCAAAUGGAAAGUCCGUCCACGUAAGCGUGUGUCUGACCCACGACCAGAUGCAGUGUAUACAUGGCCAACACAGGCUAUGCUAGACCAUGUACACAGCCUGGGAUGCCACUUGCUCCCUUUGGGCUAUAUGCCCACCCGCGGUAGAAACAAACAGCAAUUCUUGGAAUGGCAGCUGGCAUUCCCAGAAGCAGAGCGCUACCUAGAGACAUGGCUCACUCACGCACAGGUCCGCUGUCUUCUGUUCAGCAUGGCUCUAUACAAGAGUUUCCUGGAGCCCCUAAACAUGCAACUGGGGCUCCUUCCCACACAUAUACGAACUCUCCUGUUCUGGCAGUGUGAGCGGAACUAUGCGGCUUGGCCAGAGGAUCGUCCUGGAGAGACUUUGCGCAAGUUCCUAGAAAAGAUGUAUGAAACCAUCAUGCAGAAAAAUCUUCCAGAUUACUUCAUUCAAAGAAGAAAUCUCUUUGAGAGCACUCCAAGCACACAUCUGCUAAAAGUCCAAGAGAAGUUGCUGCGUGUUAGGGAGAACCUUGUGAUGCACACUCUGUUAGCAGUACGUAACCUGCGCUAUGUGGACUCAUCAUUUUAUCCUGUGUUUGACUGUAAAAGACUGUACCACAUCAUUACAACUGACAAUCUUGUGACACUGCUCAAUCCUCUACUACCGCAAUCUGCACUCAAUACCAUUGCUCCAAAAAACAAACAAACUGAGGAAGAGGAAGAGGAAUCUGAAGAAGAAAACAACUCAAAUAUCGACUUAUGGAAACCAGUGAUGUCAAAGGAUCCUAAGAAAAAGUGGAAGCAAGACGUCAGGACACAAAUUGAGAUCGAGAGAUCAGCACAGAAGUCAGAGAAAACUUCUGCACCAAGAUCACGGAGGCCUUCCACAGACUCCAUUGACAUAAAGUUACAGCCAAAAAAGAGAGCAGAGGAUCUCAGGAAAACUGCAUUACUGGACUUCUUUAUACCGCACUUUAUUGACAUAGCAAAGAAAAGCAAUUCUUUCUGUGCAAUCCGGCAAGCCAGAUUCUACCUUCAACAUGCAGAACGUCUUGUGAAAUUGCUUCGUGAAUGUGGUGAUGGGGAAGCUAAAGCAUGGAAGUACUCAUUCGAGAUCAAGACCUUGCGUGAAGCAAUGGGCCAAGAGCCCUCACACACAACAGGAGCUGCAUCAAACCGAUUCCUAGGAGCACCAUCAAAACUGGACGCAUCAUCAGGUGCACUGCCCCCAACAAAGAAAGAAGAGUACCCAAGUGUUCACUAUGUAAAAUGUAAUCAGACGCAACCAAUGACAGCUCAGGAUGCGAUAUUCAAAAAUGCAAAUCCUUUUCGAGAGAAAAUGGAAUUACCCGACAACAAUCUUCAGUCAAUAUUGAAGAAACCGGCAAUACUGAAGGUUCCCUUGCCUCGUAUGGGAAAGUGUGAUGAACAGGUGCACUCGCAAACAAUCCCUGUAACCGUGGCACAGGUUCACGAACCCAAGGGGAGUGAAAGAGACCACAGUAUGCCCUCUAGCCCUGAAAUUAUAAUCGAAGUGACAGAUAGCCCACCCCUGCCCACAACUCUUGUAUUAAAUGAAGUUGUUACCGCUGAAUCAACAGACUUUUAGGCAUAGCUGUUACAUUCUUGAACUGCAUUUUGCAAACGUGUUUGGAUGCUGCCCCACAAAUUGUAGAGUUCAGUGUUGCAUCACAGAAACAUGGAACUGGCUCCAUAAAAUUUGGGGUUAUCACUGCAUUGAAUAUUCAUAUUGCGAUUUUCCAGAAUAUGACACUAAACUGGUGGUUCAGUAGUAAUGUUUUGAAGGGAUGUACUGCCUCUACCUCCAGGGUUAAGUUGAGCCAAGCUGGAACCAGUCACUUUCCAAACUUGGCUGAAUUCAACCCUGAAGAUCUAGGCAGUAUGUUCCUCUAAAUUGUCAUGACCCACCUAUAAGAUCACACAGCAUCUGAAUGCAGAAGGCCACAGCUGAAACAGCCCGCUGGACAGGAGUGAGGAUAUUAAAAAUAAUUCUAUGUUAUAUAUUUAAGUUGUCAUGUCAAAGAAGUGGUAUAAACUCUUUUACAAAACAUUGCAUAACAUUUGGAAACAAAAACAUGGGAAGUGUAGUGGAGUGUGUGUCCAGAAUUCUUACAAUGUCUUCAGUUAGAAGUGUUAGUGCAAAAAGUGAACAAGCCUCUCUCAGAAGAGACAAAAUACUGUUUUAAAAAUCCACCAAUGCAUGAAUAUCCUUGACUUCAUUCUCUGAAAUAUGCUUAUGAGUCUAUUAACUUUAAAGCACUGCGGUUCCUAUAUAUACCGCCUGCUUCAGCAUUAAAGAAAGCUCUGCAUUUUGCCCACACGGUGUAUUUAUGUGUUCCGUAUGACUGUCAGAGCAAACAGUGGUUAUUUUCCUGUACAGAAUUAACUGAUUGAUCUUCAUAAUGUGGACACAGUGUGCUUUCUAUGAGGCAGGAACUCAAUCACUUGUUAAACUAUAGAAACUCUGUUAACAAGUCCUUUGGAGGGUAAAAAUAUCUGGAAAAUUUAACGUUUACAGCAGCAUACAUUAGGCUCAAAAACUGGAGCAUGUGACCAGCUGAACCUCAGAGACCCAGUUUCACAGUGAUCAAGCUAAUAAACACCCCAAACCUCCCUACAUCAAUUCAUGAUCAUUAUUAAAAAAAAGUAAAGGUAUCUCUGUAACAGGCCGUGGAGGCCCAUAGGGUUGUGAGAUGU